AAUAGUGAGCACGCGAAAGAUCCGAUUUUUUGAAUUCUAUUCUGCAAGAUCCAUCCAUCGAUGAUCACUUUUGCUGCACCGAAAGAAGAACCUCUUUCCUUCAAACUUUGCCUUGAUUGUUUCCAUUAUUUUUCGGAGAAGCUCUUUUGAAAAAGGAUCCUCUACUAAAAUCUCUCUUCUAUCAUCAAGAUGAUGAAGUUUCCCUCCAUUCUCUUGUCACUCUUAGCAGUGGCUCCAUCAGCUGUUGUUGUUGUCAAUGCGUACGAUGUGGGCUGUUUGUAUCCUCCCAACAUGCCGGAUCCGUUUGAAGCUCGUUAUUUGCUGCACGAGUAUUCGGGUUCGUAUUUGAUGAAUCAAGCGAUCGAGACUCCCGUAGUGAUUCACGUGGCGGCGCUGUCGUCCUUGUGUCAACACAACUGUGUGGCCUACCACGACGACAAGAUGUUGAAUGCCGUGACGGAAGAACGUCCCAUUGUCAGUAUCCCGCAAGAGUACCAUAAUUCCUGGAGUCGCAUGUUGUGUAUUGCGCAAUGUUUCGAGUUGUUGGGCAAUGAAGCCGGUCACAGUGGAACGUACGAUCUCUUUUGGGACAAGUGGGGAUUGGACAAUUUGCAGGAGCGCAAAGACAUUAUCGGAUUGGCUUGGUUGACGUCACAAGAUGGAGACACUAAAGCCUUGGAAUCGGUACUGGAAAAUGACGAUUAUCAUCCUUACACUGUCGCACAAAUUGUGGCUACUGAAAUUCUACUGGAUGUCAUUGAAGAUGGAUGGAAUGCUUUGGGCGAAUGGACGUACGACAAGACCACGGGACAACCCAUCAAGUGCACGGCCAACUGCGAACGAUACAAGGACACCACGGGAUACUUUCCACGCAAUCAUGCCACUGGAAAACCAGAAGUCAAUGGAACUCAGUACAUUGUGGAGGGCGUUGACAAGUAUUGGCAGCCACUUGAUGACAAUGACAAUAAUGGGUUCUUCAGUGCUCAGCAUCACGUCACUCCGCACAUUGGAUUCAUGGGCAAGGCCAAGUUGCAUGAUUCCGUGGACGAUUUCCCCACGGCACCCGAUCCGGAAUACAAUUACCGAGAAGAAGCGCUGGAGGUUGUGGAGCGACUCAAGGAAACCGCCAGUGAUCCCAUCAAGAAACAAAAAAUUGCCUUUUUUGACAACAAACUAUUGGUCAUCAACUUGGUAGAAGGCUAUGUCAAGCGCAAGUUUAACGAAAACUAUUCCUUUGAAGAUGAAAUCCUCUACAUUGAAGGCAUGUCGGCGGGUGAGUACGAAGCCACACUCAUGGCAUGGAGGGCCAAAGUUCAACACGAUCUUGUCCGUCCCACCACUGUCAUUCAACGUUGGGGCAACGAUCAACUCGAGACGUUUGAUGGAAACAAGGAAGCCGAUGGGCCUGGUAUUAUUGCGGCACGCGAUUUCCAAGCCUUUCAACGUGUCAUGCCCCACAGUGAAUAUCCAUCGGGAUCGUCCUGUAUCUGUACCGCCUACUCGGAAUUCACCGAUGCCUUUACCAUGGAGUACUACGACGACACCAUUACGGACAUUACCUUUGGUGCCUUGGGCAACAGCACUGGAUUUGGAUGCAAUCCCGAACAAGAUCCUCCUCUCUUGCAUCAAGCCGGGUGUCAGAGUGAUUUCACCAUUCCCAACAUGAAGGCGCUCCUCAACGAGUGCAGUCAGAGUCGUCUCUGGGCGGGAUUCCACUUUACCGCGGCUGUCGUCGAGGGUGAGAAAAUGUGCGCCGGUGUUGGAUUGAAAGCCAUGGAACGAGAAAAGAAACUCCGCAAUGGAAGUUCCUUUGGAACACCCUUUUACCAAGGGGAUGCCCGUCCUACAUGCACCAAUCCUCCACCGGAAAUGGUGGAAGUUGGCUUGACCGACACAAUCUUGUCGUCGGCGGCGGCGACCAACAAGGUGAUUUCCGCCGUCGUGGCAGCCAACUUGGCGCUGUUCUUUGCCGCUGCCAUGUAGAAGGCAUGAUGGUAGCGAGUGUUGCAUCUAUACCUAUCCAAUGACACUGACUGAAAGUCAACCAAGGAUGCAUCAUUUAUUUAGGAAAACCAAAAAGGCAAGAGAAGAAAAGAUAUAUACAUAGCCUAACAAUAGGAACAAAUCGUUAAAACCACU
This is a messenger RNA of Seminavis robusta, 2139 nucleotides long. NCBI's taxonomy places the organism in Eukaryota, Bacillariophyta, Bacillariophyceae, Naviculales, Naviculaceae. The record is from the annotation of a GenBank genome assembly.